Molecule: messenger RNA, 636 nt
Organism: Exaiptasia diaphana
Lineage: Eukaryota; Metazoa; Cnidaria; Anthozoa; Actiniaria; Aiptasiidae
Exons: 3
Source: RefSeq, a predicted model, not a curated record
UUCAACUGCCAAACAACCUCCAAAGAAAACCUUAAAUCUUUGUGUUGGGAAACUGUGGAAUACAACACUCUGCUCCAACAAUCACAGUCCCUUAUAGCAACAGUCAAUAACCUGCUGUCUCAAUUACUCUCAUCCAACUCUCCAGAAAUGCCAGAUGUGGUUUCCUAUAUGAAAACUCUACAACCUGAUUUCAAGAAAUACACUAAAAUGUAUUUAUGAAGAAGAGAUACCCUGCCACUCAUAUUUUGGUUAUCUUGUUGUCUGAUGAGAGACGGAAGGCAAAGCCAUAUGCUCUCCCUGUACAGUAKGUACCCUUCCAUUCCUUUAAAGACCAGUACAUCAGGGACAUCACAAACAAAAUCAAGAAUGCUAUGGUAUCCAUGGGGCUGAAACCAGUUGGAACAGUGACAGAUGGGGAGUUCAGCUCUCUGAGAACACAGGGGGAAACAAGGCCAUUGCAUUUAGUUCAAAUUGUACAUGAUGCAAGGGAAAGUGUUAGCAGACAAAGUCAAGAUACUCUUUUGUUAAUGCUUAUCAAAGUUGGAGAAGAUGCUCUGGGUAGACCUAUUGUUCAGAAACCAAACAAGUACAUCCCUGAUUCUAUUGUAAAUGAGCUUCACCACUUAAUUCACAACU